This is a messenger RNA of Ceratina calcarata, 1316 nucleotides long. Its product is annotated as chymotrypsin-like elastase family member 2A. The record is from RefSeq and is a predicted model, not a curated record. The coding region runs from base 286 to 1239 and encodes 317 amino acids. NCBI's taxonomy places the organism in Eukaryota, Metazoa, Arthropoda, Insecta, Hymenoptera, Apidae. Gene Ontology annotation, molecular function: serine-type endopeptidase activity. The transcript is spliced from 5 exons. Gene Ontology annotation, biological process: proteolysis.
CGUCCGUGAUCGCGGGUUAGUCUAUUCCCCUUCUUCGAUGGCAAUCGUCAACGAUCACUUUCUUCGGAGUAAGUUCUUACGGAGGAGUUAGCAGUCGAAGGUUACUCGGUCUUCCCGCUGUAUCUUCCUUCCCUCAAAUUUCCCUUAAAUCAUGAGCGCCUGUUUCAAAUUUCCCAGUGGCUAAAUCGAAUUUUAGCAUCGAAAAUUGAACCAGCGUCUUUUCUUUGUGAGUGUACGGUGGAAGAAUAUGAAGUGUACGAGAUAAUAUUGGCGAAGGACAGUUGUAUGCAUGGUGUACCUUUUUCGCUGGAGAUGAAUCUUCGCUGUGGACUGGCGAUACUUCUUCUCGUUCUCGCGGAGGUCGACUGCGCGCUCCUCAAAAUCGUGGAAACUCAUUCCUCAGCAUCGCACAGGCAGCCACGGUCGAUACCGAAAGGCCUCAACGCUACUGUUUCCUCCAUGAACGGACGAAGGGAAGUGGGCAGAAUAUUCAACGGGAAACCGAGUAAACGAGGCUCCUGGCCUUGGCAGGUGUCCCUGCAGCUUCUUCACCCGAAAUUGGGGUUCAUCGGGCACUGGUGCGGCGGUGUUCUCAUCGAGCCCACUUGGGUCGUCACCGCAGCUCAUUGUAUCCAUAACGAUCUUUUCAAUUUGCCAAUUGGAGCACUAUGGACGGCGGUCGUCGGAGAAUGGGAAUUGGACUCCGGUGGACGCGGCUCGGCCCGACUACCUGUUGAACGAGUCGUCCUCCACGAGAGGUUCAACAAUUACAUGCACGAUAUUGCGUUGAUGAAGCUAGCCAGACCAGCUCCUUUGUCGAAAAUGGUACGGACGAUCUGUUUACCGGAACCGGAAGAGGAGCUCGCGAAUAGACAAUGCACCACAUCUGGCUGGGGUCGAUACGGACCUACUCAAUCGCUUUCCACCGCGCUUUUGGAAGCCUCUGUGCCGUUAUUGGAUCUUGAGAAGUGUACGAAAGCUUAUGGGAAAUCGGUACCGAUUCGUAGCAGCCAUCUCUGUGCUGGUAACACCGACGGCUCUUCCGGUAGUUGCGUGGGCGAUUCCGGAGGACCGUUGCAGUGCCGUCGAGCGGACGGGGUAUGGCAAUUGGCUGGGGUCACUUCUUUCGGAUCGGGAUGCGCCAGGCCUGGGUAUCCAGACGUCUACACCAGGAUACAGUCUUAUGUGAAGUGGAUCAAGAAUAUUAUGGACAACGACGACGACACGCUGCUCUUAUAAUUUAUCUAUUGAUUCAUAUGUAGAUUUGUGUAAAUAUUGAUAUAGACUGUACAUAUGCGUAUAUAUUGUAUAAAAUA